Molecule: messenger RNA, 2617 nt
Organism: Ornithodoros turicata
Lineage: Eukaryota; Metazoa; Arthropoda; Arachnida; Ixodida; Argasidae
Product: tryptophan 5-hydroxylase 1-like
Exons: 12
Coding region: 1-1575 (524 amino acids)
Biological process (GO): serotonin biosynthetic process; aromatic amino acid metabolic process
Cellular component (GO): neuron projection
Molecular function (GO): tryptophan 5-monooxygenase activity; iron ion binding
Source: RefSeq, a predicted model, not a curated record
AUGGACACGUCGAACCGUCGCAGACGAAUGUUCCAAAGCAGACGAUGCUGCAGCACACCAGCCAUGGCAAGUCUCAGUGACUUUCCAGACUCUUUCAUCGAAGAAAUUAAGAGCAAGAUCUUCAAGAAAGAUGCAGACUCCCAAUCAGGCUCCCCUUCAGGAUCGAAGGAAAGCUUGAAUACCCAAUCCUCAGAUGGAUCUCAACAAGACGGAAAAGAGAAUUCAGCCGUUGUGUUUUCUCUCCGUAACCAGGUCGGCGGCCUGGUACGUGCACUACGAGUCUUCAAGGAGAAAAACGUGAACGUGCUUCACAUAGAAUCCCGCAAGUCUCGCGCAAACCCGUCUCAGUACGAGAUCUUCGUAGGCUUGAACUGUGACCAGGGCCAGAUGACUGACGUGGUGCACGCUCUGCGCCAUGAGGUGGAUUGCAUCGCCCUGAAGGAGUAUUUUUCCAAAGGCUGCCAACUGGAGUCCAUGGACUCUUUCGGGCCGCAGCCAGAGCUUUCUUCUGCGGACAUGCCUUCUCAGUUCGCAGGAAUGCCGUGGUUUCCGAGAAAGAUAGCCGAUUUGGACAAGACUUCUAACAAGGUUCUCAUGUACGGUGCUGAACUGGACGCCGAUCAUCCCGGCUUCAAAGACCCCACCUACAGGCAGAGGCGGAUGUUCUUCGCCGAUGUGGCAAUGAAGUACAAGCACGGGCAGCCAAUAAUGAGGAUCGAGUACACGGAAGAAGAGAAGAGGACCUGGGGACGCGUCUUCACGGAGUUGAGCAAGUUGUAUACCAAGCACGCCUGCAAGGAGUUCUUGGAGAACUUCGAGUUGCUCAUCAAGUACUGUGGAUACAGGCAAGACAACAUCCCACAGCUCGAAGACGUCAGUCAAUUUCUGAAACAUAGGACAGGCUUCCAACUGCGACCCGUUGCUGGCUACUUGUCAGCUCGAGACUUCCUGGCCGGCUUGGCAUUUCGGGUAUUUUACUCUACGCAGUAUAUCAGACACGGCUCUGACCCUUUCUACACACCUGAACCGGACUGCUGCCACGAGCUCCUGGGGCACUGCCCGAUGAUGGCGGAUUCCAACUUUGCCCAGUUCUCUCAGGAACUAGGUCUUGCAUCGCUAGGAGCCUCAGAUGAGGAAGUUGAAAAGCUGGCCACGUGCUACUUUUUCACGGUGGAGUUCGGAUUGUGCAAGCAGAAUGGUGAAAUGAGGGUGUACGGCGCCGGAUUACUCUCGUCAGCUUCUGAGCUAAGGCACGCGCUGACCAGCGAAGCCAAAGUUCUCGCAUUCGACCCUGUAACGACGUGCGAGGAGGAACCUAUCAUUACAGCAUUCCAAAAUGUGUAUUUUUACACGGAGAGCUUCGACGAGGCCAAACAACAGAUGAGGGAGUUCGCCAAGACCAUCAAGCGUCCAUUCGGACUGCGUUACAAUCCCUACACGCAGACUGUGGACGUGCUCACCAACACCAGAAAGAUCGCCAAUAUCGUCAGCGAACUCAAGGGAGACCUCUGCAUCGUCACCAACGCCCUGAGCAAGCUGACGCCUUCGGAACUCCCAGAGACGCUGAACCGUUGAUCCUGUUCACAUAUAUGUUUAUUGCUCAUACCCAAUUUCUUGCAUGUUUCGCCGUAGAAUAUGUCUGGACCCCUCAAAGUAUCACCCACUUUCAGCUAAACUGUACGUACCAAAGUUAGCGAAAUAUCAUUUUGUCAUAUUCCUUGGUGUGUCGACAACCAGCGUAAUCUCCCAACGUUUCCCUUUGUGAUUCUUUAUUCUCUUCCCUCUAUUCCCUUUGUGAUUCUUAUCUUUGUAAUUCACACCUGCACUGGUGUGUUUCAAGUGGUGUUUCUUUAGUAACAUAACAGACGCCAAGGAGAAAGCCCAAAUCUCCAAAAUCUGAUUGCUCUGAAAUCUGAUCUGAAAAUCUGAUCUCGCCAAAAUCUGAUUGCUGAAUAUCGAAUAAGGACGUAAGGAAUGCUCAGUGAUUUUAUCAAUAUUUAUCAAAAUGACGGGAACACAUAUUUAAGUUUUCGAUAAGAAAAUAAUGCCAACGAGGAGAGACUAUCGCGAGGUUUUGAAGAUGGAUAUAGUGCAUAAAAGAAGCCGCAGCUGUGCGACCGCGUGUUGGGUAUCCUUCACAACCAUUUUUUUCUUCUUUUUUUAGUCGUCAGCCUUCUUCAAGCAACCCACGGUAUGGACCUCUGUCGCAUGCGCGUGGCGUCCAUGAUACUGAAGGCAACGCGUAGCGAUACGUAGAGCUGCUGACUACUCCACAGGUUUCGUGUUACUCACUUGCAUGUUCUGACGCAUGUCCUAGUCGGAGGAGACCAUCACCGAAGACUCACACCCGCACCUCCAAGAUCGGUUUGGGGUUUGUCUGCUAUUACACUUCAGUUUUGUUCUGCCACGAGCAGCAAGUAUGUUUUGCUGAAGAACCUUCAGGACUGUGACAAGAUUAGGAGAGAGGUCCCUAACAAUUUGGCUCGGGGUUAUCUGCGUGCGUCUGCACCCUGUAACGUGCAUGUGGCAUGAAGAGCACGAUAGAAAUGUUCAAUAAGCACACCCCUGUCCCAAUGCUUUGUAUAUCAUGUGUGCGAGUGAGUAAAUGAUGUCUUAC